GAUAUCAAAGGGAGAUAACUGAUGCAACACAACCCACUUUCUGAACGAUAACCAGAUGAAAAACCACAAAUAUUUAUUAUUCAAAAUGUUUUCACGAGUGUGAAUGUUACGAAUGUCAAUCCCAAUCCAUAGAAUGAACAAUGAAUGGUGAUGAACAACAUGUAAGUGAAAGACAGAAUCUUCUAACAAGACUACUUGAUGCUGUUAAACAGUGCCAGGUACGAUUUGGUGGUAGAACAGAAUUAGCUGCAGAUGCUGAUAGUCGAGUUUCCUGUCUCUGUGCUGCAUGGGAAGCUGUAUUGCAACAUGGGUUAAAGCAAACUAGCAAAGCUUUUCAGGCUCUCAAGCAGGUAACAGAAAUAACAGGUUUAAACAAAGUAUCAGAUGUAAUUGCUGACAUCACAAGUAAAGAGAUAGAACCAGAGUACUGGCUCUAUGUGAAAGAGCAUCUAACAAAACAUGAACAGGACAGAUUUUUUACAUUGAAGCAUAUAAACACAGAUGCUGGACGUGGGAGGGCCUGGCUUAGAGCCUCACUGAAUGAACAUUCUCUUGAGCGUUACAUGCAUAUGUUAUUAGAACGAGAUGAAUUACUUCGUAAUCAUUAUGAAAACUGGGCAUUUUUACGAGAUCAGGAAAGAAACAGUAUGUUGCCUAACAUGGCUGCUGGGCUUGGAUCAAUACUGUUUGCCAUUAAUGUGGAUAACUCCGACUUAAAUACAGUGAGACGUCCAACAACAGCUGUCAAUAUCCCUAAUACAGCCAAACUGGUUGGUAGAUUGGAAGAGGAGCCACGCCCAGUAAUAGCUGGGGAGGAGAGUCCUCCUGGAUCUGGAUCUUAUGAUCCAAAAAAGAAAGAAAAGAAGAAAAAGAAGAAAAAUACUCAUAUUGUUAGUUUUGAUGAUGGGACUUCACAAACUUUAUUUCAUCAUGUGAAUCCCUCAGAGCAAUAUUCUACUCAGCAGACGGAGCAGAUAACAGAUAUAUCUGUAUCUGGCACCUCACCAGUGGAAAAUAUUCUGAGGAGAGAAUAUUCCUUAAACAGAGAGCCAAGUAUUGUUUCCAAUACAUCUCUAGACCAGGCUUCUGUCAGUUCUGCAGAUUUUGAUGUCAGUGAGAGUACAAUGCGACCAGUAGAUUUUUCAGGUGAUCCAAUAGAAUUUGGUAUUUCUUCAUUCAGAGCAGAGUCUAGUAGUAUACUAGGAUCAUCUGUUUCCUCUUCAGAACAUGGUGGUAUUGAUGUACAAUCAGCUGCUUUAGCUUUAGAUAUGGUACAGAGAGGAAUGGAUCACAGUUACAGAACAGCCGGAGAUGGAGGAAAUGAUAAAGAAAAUAUAAGAAAAGAUGCCAUGUCAACAAAUGAAUUAAAACAAGCAGUUGUAGCCAUGAUGGUCAGAAAAGAUGAUGUUGAAGAACAGAACAGGAAUUUACAUAUGAUGUUAGAACAAGAAAUGGAAACAUCAUCCACGCUGAGAGCUGAGAUAGAAGACAUGAAAGUUCAGUUUUCUUCAAAGCAAGAAAAGGAAACUAAUAGAUAUGAGUCACUACAAAAAGAAAAUGAGUUGCUGAAAAAUCAAUUGAGACGUUAUGUUAAUGCUGUACAGAUGUUGAGAGCAGAGGGUUCACAGGAUGAAAGCUUACAGUUAGGAGUACCUGUAGAGGAACCACAGCCCAAUAUACCUCCUGCUAAAUCCAAUAUAGAUUAUAGCCAUGAAGCUUCUGAAUAUGAGCAGAAACUCAUACAGGUUGCUGAAAUGCAUGGAGAGUUGAUGGAAUUUAAUGAGAUGUUACACAGGCAACUGAAUCACAAAGAAGCAUAUAUAAGGAGAUUACAACAGGAGUUAAUUGAUCUGAGAGGACCGUUACCUAGAGAUUUACAUAUGCAUGGUGAUCAGAUUUCUAGUGACUCAGAUAGCCUUUCUGUGCAAUCAAAAUCUCUUAUCAAUAUAUGGAUUCCAUCAGCAUUUAUAAGAGGAUCCCCAAGGGAUAAUUAUCAUGUUUAUCAGGUUUAUGUAAGAAUCAAAGAUGAAGAAUGGAAUGUGUAUAAACGAUACAGUGAAUUUAGAGAUUUACAUGUUCAUCUACGGAAGAAAUAUCCGAUUGUUAAUAAGUACGAAUUUCCACCUAAGAAAACUAUUGGUAAAAAGGAUGCAAAAGUUGUUGAAGGGAGAAGGAAAAUGUUUCAGUCUUAUUUGCGUAGUGUUGUGAAUUAUCUAUCUGAAAACGAUCCAGGUUUGGCAGACAGUAUAUGUAAAGUCAAACUCUCAGUUUUUCUACCGUUCUUCAGUGAUAAGCCAAUUGAAAAGGGAGAGAAAAAGAAAAUGAAGAAGACUGUAUCAUCUACAUCAUUACCAGGAAAUGUUCCUGAACCAAUAAGGGAGACAAUGCAAAAUCAGUAUGAUGGAUUAUAGCGAUAUUGUAGCAGGUGGUUAAGAAACUUGUGCUUAAAAUGUGAUAUUAUUUUUUUUUAUCUUAGUAAAAUUUCCUUCUUGAGGCACUACAGGCGACUUACAGUUAACUGUUGCUAAAUGCCUCUUUGUAUGUGACAAGUAUAUUUGCUUGCCAAUAAAAGGCAAAAAUAUCUAUAUACCAAUGUAUACAUGUGACAGGCUAAAUAUACUCCUAUCAGGAUAGAUUUUUUAAUUUUAAUACAAAAAAUGGACCUAUUGCUCAAGAACUUCUUAUAAUUUCAUUCUUUAGAUUUGUGAAUCAAAUUUCUACAAUAUUGUAUCAUAAUUUUAUACUAUGAUGUUUUUAUGAAAUAUUAUCAAUAUAUAGGUGUCAACUCUAUCAUAUCUAUACAUAUUAAUUUUGGGAGCCUCCAAAUGUUAUUUUCCAAAAUUGGGAAAUCUCCCAACUCAAGGCCAGUUUCCUGUUGGGGAGGUCAAAUUUUCUUAUUUGGAGAUAAUCUCUGAAUGUCUCCUUAUUUCAUCAGUAUUUCAUUAAAGUAGCAUUUUUUCAGGCAAAAACUGAAAUAUUAUUGCCAAAACCACCACACAUUGGCUUCUUAAUAAAGUUGAUUGAUAUAUUUUAAAGCAUUUCAAAAUUAACUCCAAAAAGGAAGAUUAAAUAAUAUGAAAAGCAGGGAGACAUAGGUUCUACAGCAAAACUCACUUAGAGGGAAGUCUCAUACUUUGAAGGUUUAAAAAGUUGUCGCCUAUGAGGUGACAAUAUAUUUUUUGAGGAUGAGGAGGUUUAUAUCUCCCAGACUGGAAAUAUAUAUGCUGGUAAUAUUAACACAUUCUCACAUACCAUUUUGAUUUGUUAUUGUUAAUAGGUACAUUUCAGUAAAGACCAGGUCUUUUAUCUUGGCCUGAGCCUUUUUAACUUCUAAUUUUGAAUUUAUCAAAACCAGGUGAAAAGAUGAUUAACCAAGUUAACAAAACUGUGAAUAAAACAGUUAAAUAAAGAGAAUAGAAUUAAAGAAGACAAACUUAUGAUGGGAACUUGGCCAGUAUUUUGAUUUACAAUAAUAAUAUUUAUAAAAAUAUUUUUUGCACUUUUUGCACCACGGCAAAUAAUAUAAUUUUUAAUAUUUCAAUUGAGAAAAACUAUAAUGAUACACAAUACUUCAUUAUGUAAAUACCCUUUAAAUGCACUUUUAACCAUACCCACUAUGAACCUUACUUAUGAUAAACCUUUAAAAGAUUCUCUUUAACAACCUUCUGUCAAUAAUCUUUAUAAAUUAAGGUAGACAGGAAUAUUUUUUUGAAAAAUUUGUUGUAUAAACCGAGUAAUUGUUUUUUUUAUUUUUGUCAUAUUGUAGAUUUAUCUCCCUUAUUUUUGUCAUGAUAUUGUAGAUUUGUCUCCCUUAUUUUUGUAAUGAUAUUGUAGAUUUAUCUCCAUUAUUUUUGGUCAUGAUAUUGUAGUUUAUCUCCCUUAUUUUUGUCAUGAUAUUGUAGAUUUAUCUCCCUUAUUUUUGGUCAUGAUACUGUAGUUUAUCUACCUUUGUUCAUGUUUUUUUUUAAUUCCUGAUGAUUUGACUAUGUAUAGUUGAUGUGCUUGCCAGUCAUUCUGUUUGCCAAAAUAUUGUAUUAGUCUGAAUUUAACAACGUAUUUUAAACUUUUAUGACAAUUUGAAAUUUGCAAUAGUGUGUAUUUACAUUUUAAUUCAGGUCAUCUCUCAUUUUAAUUUCAACUUUUUUUAUAAAGAAAUAGCAGAUGUAAUAUUGAAAACAUUGAUUAUAACUGUAUGAUUAAAUUUUGUUGUUUUUUUUUUUUCGGUUUGUACGGGCAAUUCCAUUAAAUACCAGUGAUAUGGAGAAUGGGUGUGUCUGUAGAGGGCACUAUUUUAUUUCCUCAACAAUAUAGAAAA
Molecule: messenger RNA, 4315 nt
Organism: Mytilus californianus (California mussel)
Lineage: Eukaryota; Metazoa; Mollusca; Bivalvia; Mytilida; Mytilidae
Product: sorting nexin-29-like
Exons: 21
Coding region: 141-2411 (756 amino acids)
Molecular function (GO): phosphatidylinositol binding
Source: RefSeq, a predicted model, not a curated record